Messenger RNA from Lymnaea stagnalis (great pond snail), 9153 nucleotides. The record is from the annotation of a GenBank genome assembly. Lineage: Eukaryota; Metazoa; Mollusca; Gastropoda; Lymnaeidae.
ACAAAUUGUCUCGCCAAAAAUGACGAUAUAGCAACAACAGGCUAUACGCUGGGAAGCAAAUGACAUACAUCUUUAUUUCCUAUCCGUGAGAGACAACUGUCAUCAUAUCAACACUGGGUAAAAUCUAACCGUCCAAAUGUUGCAUUAGCUUUAGUUGUCAUUUAAGUAAGUUGACUUGUUAAGGCAUUUGAACUCGUGCCGUCAAGAGUUAGACAAGACGUCUGGUCUAGACAGUGACGUUUCGGCUGGUGUGCAACUUGUAACAAGGAGAUAGUUCGUAGAAUAACACGAAGCCCAAGUGGCCCCUCUGGUCCUCCAGCAGGGGUGUCAUUUGUUUAGGGCAGUGUGGGGAAUUUGAGCCACACCCCCCUCCAAAUUAGCAGGUUUUAUUUAAAUUGUUUAAAUUUUAUGUACUGGGGCGCCUCCAGUAAUAAACAACUUAACACUCCGACCAAGUUUUGAUUAGGCUUGGCUACUAUUAAAGGCAAAAAAAAAAAAGUGAUCACGUCACUCCACUACUCCACUCACUUCAUUGGCUCCCUAUACAGGCACGCAUUGACUACAAGCUGUCUGUUCUCUGUCACAACUUUUUUCUCGGAUUCCUGCCCUUCCUAUCUAACCGAACUUCUUUCUGUCUAUUAACCCCUUCGACAGCUUCGCUCCUCUGCAGACACGCGAAUUCUGUCCGUUCCCAAGACACGCUCUAAAACAUACGAUCGCUGGCUGCCGUCAAUGGUUUGCCGCCUUGUAAAAGCUCUGGGGGUGGGUGGUUGAAUACACAUUUGUAUUUGUUUUUUGGUUACACGCUGUUCUUUAUUUCAUGUCUGUAUUUUAUUUUAAUGUCACGAUCAUGUCUCUUUUGAUAAUAUUUUUAUGUACAGCGCGUUGAGCUCAGCGCUAGGCUGGGGUACUGCGCUAUAUAAAACCACUAAUUAUCAUUAUUAUUAUUAUUAUUUUGUCCCCCCCCCACCCAUUGAAAACAAAUCUGAAAUACCGCCCCUGUCCUCCAGCGUCUCCACCCUUGCACACCUGCCCUUUCGUGAUACAUGUCAAUGAUCAAUUACUUGAUUGAGGUGGCGUUUUGUCAAAAGAAAUUUUUUAAGAUAUCGCUUUUAAAUUAGAAUAUAUUAAUGUGUUGCCCAAUCGGGUUAGGGGCAUUCAACAGAGAUGGAGUCAGGGGCAUUCAACAGAGAUGGAGUCAGGGGCGUUCAACAGAGAUGGAGUCAGGGGCAUUCAACAGAGAUGGAGUCAGGGGCGUUCAACAGAGAUGGAGUCAGGGGCAUUCAACAGAGAUGGAGUCAGGGGCAUUCAACAGAGAUGGAGUCAGGGGCAUUCAACAGAGAUGGAGUCAUGUGACAAGAGUCAUGCACAUGAGACAAGAGUCAAAUAAUUGUGGAUUAAACAUAGCCUGUGAUUGCUGGUUAAACCUGUCCUGUCAUAGUGGGUUAGACCUAUCUUGUCAUUGUGGGUUAAACCUAGCCUGUCGUUGUGGGUUAAACCUUUCCUGUCAUUGUUGGUUAAAUCUAGAAUUUCGUUGUUGGCUCAACUUUGCCUGAUAUUGUUGGUUAAACUCACCCUGUUAGACCCAGCCUGUCCUAGGUGGUUAAACCCAGCAUAUCACUCUACAUACUACUGACAUGUAAAGUACUAUUCUCCUGACCUAUAAAGUCAGUUGAACUCUCCAUGGGUCAGACCAUACGGCUCAGAGCAACGGGUUAACUUUGCUCUUGAGAGCCGUGCCAAAGACAUGACCCAUGGGAUUCUUCCGGAAGUGUGGCCGACAAGUUCUGUGUUGACGCUUCAUGUCUAUGUGUAGAGCGCUAAUACUGGAAGUAUGAAUUGUCAAUAACUGUCAACGCUUUCAUUAACGCGCAAAGAUUAAACAACCCCUCAAAACAAAACUUUUCUUAUCAAGUCUAUAUAAAAUUUAAUAAUCGAGCAAUUGGGUUGGGGGGGGGGGCCGCUAAAAAAUUUGGCAAAUCAUACAUAAGAGUAUUUCACUUAAAAAUAAUCCCAAUUAGUGCCCCCCCCCCACACACACACACAUACACACUUCUCUAGUCUCACAAGCCAGACAGCCACGAACCGAAGCGAAGUUAACAUAAAGGAUUUUAAACGUAUGAUGGUCGUCUACGGCAAUGACCAAAUUUGUAUUGCUGCAAUGAAUUAGUUUGAUUUGAUUGCUGCAAUGAAUUAGUUUGAUUUGUAUUGCUGCAAUGAAUUAGUUUGAUUUUAUUGCUGCAAUGAAUUAGUUUGAUUUUAUUGCUGCAAUGAAUUAGUUUGAUUUUAUUGCUGCAAUGAAUUAGUUUGAUUUUAUUGCUGCAAUGAAUUAGUUUGAUUUUAUUGCUGCAAUGAAUUAGUUUGAUUUUAUUGCUGCAAUGAAUUAGUUUGAUUUUAUUGCUGCAAUGAAUUAGUUUGAUUUUAUUGCUGCAAUGAAUUAGUUUGAUUUUAUUGCUGCAAUGAAUUAGUUUGAUUUUAUUGCUGCAAUGAAUUAGUUUGAUUUUAUUGCUGCAAUGAAUUAGUUUGAUUUUAUUGCAAUCGUUUUUAAUAUGUAUUUUCCAAGCGCCCAACCCCCACCCCCCCACCCACCGCCCCCAAUUUAAGUGUCCAUUAGGAUUGUCCACUGUUUCUUGGCAAGCACUGGGCUGGUAGGGUCUACUAGGAUUUUCCAUUGUUUUGGCAUGAACUGGCCUGGUAUGAUCUAUUAAGAUUUCCACUGUUUCUUGGCAAGCACUGGCCUGGUAGGGUCCAUUCGGAUUGUCCACUGUUUCUUGGCAAGCACUGGCCUGGUAGGGUCUACUAGGAUUUUCCAUUGUUUUGGCAUGAACUGGCCUGGUAUGAUCUAUUAAGAUUUCCACUGUUUCUUGGCAAGCACUGGCCUGGUAUGAUCUAUUAAGAUUUCCACUGUUUCUUGGCAAGCACUGGUCUGGUAGGGUCCAUUAGGAUUGUCCACUGUUUCUUGGCAAGCACUGGCCUGGUCGGGUCCAUUAGGAUUGUGCACUGUUUCUUGGCAAGCACUGGCCUGGUAGGGUCCAUUAUGAUUGUCCACUGUUCUUGACAAACACGAGUAGUUAAAAUUUUGAACAAAACAUAUUGUAAUAACUUUAUCUUCGGUGUAGAUUGAACUUAUCGCCGUGUCUGACCAAGUGGAGUUUGAUAGUUUCUGGCAAAGAGGAUCGUGAUCGUAUCUAUCAAAGUGGAUUGUGAAAUUAUAUGUAAAAGAAGAUUGUGAAAUGACAGAAAUAAAUGAGUCAGAGGCCUAUGGGGACAGAUUCUGCCAGUUCACUGGGAUGACGGACAAGUAAGUCAUGGUCAAAUGCUAAAAGUAAGUCAUCGUAAGAUGGUUAAGUGGGUCAUGGUCAGCUGAUAAUAGUAAGUCAGGGUCAGAUGGUAAAAGUGUGUCAUGGUCAGAUGGUACUAGUAGGUCACUGUCCAUUGACAAAAGUGUGUGAUGGUCAGAUGGUAAUAAUAUGUCACGGUCAGAUGGUAAAAGUAUGUCCCGGUCAAUGGUAAAAGUAUCUCCCGAUCAGAUGGUAAAAGUAUGGCAGGGUCAGAUGGUAAAAGUAUGUCAGGUUCAGAUGGUAAAAGUAUGUCAUGGUUAGAAGGUAACAGUAUGUCACGGUUAGAUGGUAAAAGUAUGUCACGGUCGGAUGGUAAAAGUAUGACACGGUCGGAUGGUAAAUGUAUGUCAUGGUUGAUGGUACAAGUAUGUCAUGGUCAGGUGGUACAAGUACGCCUUGAGUAUGUUCUGUCUGGGCGGUCAAUGAUAGCAUUGACUUAUUGCGAUAGAACUGGUCAUUAGAACAUGGGUUUAAGAUGACAACCAUUAGAACAUGGGUUUAAAGUGACAACCAUUAGAACAUGGGUUUAAGAUGACAACCAUUAGAACAUGGGUUUAAGAUGACAACCAUUAGAACAUGGGUUUAAGAUGACAUCUAUUAGAACAUGGGUUUAAGAUGACAACCAUUAGAACAUGGGUUUAAGAUGACAUCCAUUAGAACAUGGGUUUAAGAUGACAACCAUUAGAACAUGGGUUUAAGAUGACAACCAUUCGAACAUGGGUUUAAGAUGACAACCAUUCGAACAUGGGUUUAAGAUGACAACCAUUAGAACAUGGGUUUAAGAUGACAUCCAAUAGAACAUGGGUUUAAGAUGACAUCCAUUAGAACAUUGGUUUAAGAUGACAACCAUUAGAACAUGGGUUUAAUAUGACAACCAUUAGAACAUGGGUUUAAGAUGACAACCAUUAGAACAUGGGUUUAAGAGGACAUCCAUGAGAACAUGGGUUUAUUAUGAUUAAAUUAACUGAAAUAAAAAUGGAUUUAUGCGAUAUAAAAGUUUGAUAUUCAUGUACAAUUUGACUCUCUCUCUCUCUCUCCCUCUUUUUCUCUCUCUCUCCCUCUGUCUCUCUGUCUCUCUCUCUCUCUCUCUCCCUCUCUCUCUCUCUCUCUGCUAAUCGUAAUAACGUUUACGGCUUGAAUCAAAUAUUCUUAAUGUUAUUUUAGACAAAAGUCUGACCUCCAGAAAUCUUGGAAGAGUAUAGUUGGGACGACGCUAAGAGAAAAAGAUUCGAAAAUGGAGGAAUUCGGCAAAAACUUUUUACUGUGGUAAGAGUGGCGAGUUGUCAGAUAAGUCUUUUGGAUAGACCAGUGGUCUGCAAAUCGCGACGUGAGAGCCGCAUGCGGCUCUUUAGCGCCAUGAGUGCGGCUCGGCCAGUCAGCCACAAAUCGGUUUUGACUCCGAAAAACAUGGUUCUUGGCAGGCUCUUGAAAAGAAAUUUGGCUCUCAAACAAAAUCUAAUCGCUUUGCUGAUGAUUUUUGGGCUCUUUUGACUAAUGAGUUUGCCGACCACUGGCCUACUUUUGACUCAUGAGUUUGCCGACCACUGGCCUACUUUUGACUAAUGAGUUUUCCGACCACUGGCCUACUUUUGACUAAUGAGUUUUCCGACCACUGGCCUACUUUUGACUAAUGAGUUUGCCGACCACUGGCCUACUUUUGACUCAUGAGUUUUCCGACCACUGGAGACCACUGGCCUACUUUUGACUAAUGAGUUUGCCGACCACUGGCCUACUUUUGACUAAUGAGUUUGCCGACCACUGGCCUACUUUUGACUAAUGAGUUUGCCGACCACUGGCCUACUUUUGACUAAUUAGUUUGCCGACCACUGGCCUACUUUUGACUCAUGAGUUUUCCGACCACUGGGAUGUAUCAUUAUUUUGAUUAGCCUAUUUUAAAUUUGACAGUUAAGAUCUUAACAUUAUUUUUGGUAAGCAAACUGCUGCCGAUUAUUGGAUUCCCUUCCCGGCAGGAAUGAUGAGCAUCUUAACUACAUAUACACGCAAGGCUGUCCACAUAGUUUCUUAUUGGUCCACCAGAAAUAAGACGAAAUCGACCGUAAAUGUAAAUUCAAAUACUUACGCAUCAUUUAUAAAAUUAACCAAUUCAACAGAAGAUUAGGCAAAUGAUCAAAUUAUGACCCAAAUUACCAAAUAACUAACUAAACAGUUCAAAGUUCAAAUCUACCCAAGUAGCCCCAAAAAAAAAAUUAAAAAAAAACAUACCCAAACAGUUAAAAGGCCUAUCCAAAAACAAACAAAACAAUUCAAGUGCUUGUCUAUUUAAACUUUUUAAAAAUGUAUGUACUUGAAAUUAAACGUUAAACUAAAGAUAUCUUUAACUCACUCUUCGAAUGUAUUCUAUUCAAUAUUUGCUAUCCGACAUCUGGAAUAGGAGUAAGAGUGCAUUCUGGUGACUUAUUAUUCUAAACUGAUAUAACUCAAAUAUUAACUGCGUAGCAUUUCGGUUACCGGAAAUUUGAUCGAAAGAAAUUUGGUCGACGGAAAAUUGAUCGACGGAAAUUUGAUCGAAUGGCUAUUUUUUCAAGUCUUUUUUUCAGUUCACAUGUUAAAAUUUUCGUCAAAUUUCUUUUUAAACACACUAAACUACAUACUAAAAAAAUAGUGAUUUUAAAAAGAAAUUUGACGCUAAAUUUUAACGUGUGAACUGAAGGAAAAAAAGAUUCGACCAAAUUUCCGUCGAUCAAUUUUCCGUCGACGAAAUUUCUUUUGAUCAAAUUUCCGGAUACGUAACAUUUCAGGUUGUUGGAAGCCGUUCCCGGCGCGAAGAAGCAAUUCAAAAUCUUCAAGGGGACGGCCCCAUCCUCAGACCUACUGACAGACAAAGAGUUCGUCAACCACGCACGCAUCGUCGGCAAGUGGUUCGACUCGAUGAUCAGCGUGGUCUUCAAGCCCGUGGAGCUGGAGAUGGAGACACACCAUCUGGCCAUCACGCAUCUGUUUCUUCAACCUAAGAUCGGGAUGACCUACUUCCGAGUAAGUUAAUAUCUCACACUGGUGUGACCUAUUUCCGAGUAGAUCAUUACCUCAGAUGGGUGUGACUUUUUCCGUGUACGUUAUUUACUCAUAUUUGUGUGACCUACUUCCGUGUAAGUUAUUUACUCAUAUUUAUGUGACCUACUUCCGUGUAAGUUAUUUACUCAUAUUUGUGUGACCUACUUCCGUGUAAGUUAUUUACUCAUAUUUGUGUGAACUACUUCCGUGUAAGUUAUUUACUCAUAUUUAUGUGACCUACUUCCGUGUAAGUUAUUUACUCAUAUGUGUGUGAACUACUUCCGUGUAAGUUAUUUACUCAUAAUUAUGUGACCUACUUCCGUGUAAGUUAUUUACUCAUAUUUGUGUGACCUACUUCCGUGUAAGUUAUUUACUCAUAUUUAUGUGACCUACUUCCGUGUAAGUUAUUUACUCAUAUUUGUGUGACCUACUUCCGUGUAAGUUAUUUACUCAUAUUUGUGUGAACUACUUCCGUGUAAGUUAUUUACUCAUAUUUGUGUGACCUACUUCCGUGUAAGUUAUUAACUCAUAUUUGUGUGAACUACUUCCGUGUAAGUUAUUUACUCAUAUUUAUGUGACCUACUUCCGUGUAAGUUAUUUACUCAUAUUUGUGUGACCAACUUCCGUGUAAGUUAUUUACUCAUAUUUGUGUGACCUACUUCCGUGUAAGUUAUUUACUCAUAUUUGUGUGACCUACUUCCGUGUAAGUUAUUUACUCAUAUUUGUGUGACCUACUUCCGUGUAAUUUAUUUACUCAUAUUUAUGUGACCUACUUCCGUGUAAGUUAUUUACUCAUAUUUGUGUGACCUACUUCCGUGUAAGUUAUUUACUCAUAUUUGUGUGAACUACUUCCGUGUAAGUUAUUUACUCAUAUUUAUGUGACCUACUUCCGUGUAAGUUAUUUACUCAUAUGUGUGUGAACUACUUCCGUGUAAGUUAUUUACUCAUAAUUAUGUGACCUACUUCCGUGUAAGUUAUUUACUCAUAUUUGUGUGACCUACUUCCGUGUAAGUUAUUUACUCAUAUUUGUGUGACCUACUUCCGUGUAAGUUAUUUACUCAUAUUUGUGUGAACUACUUCCGUGUAAGUUAUUUACUCAUAUUUGUGUGACCUACUUCCGUGUAAGUUAUUAACUCAUAUUUGUGUGAACUACUUCCGUGUAAGUUAUUUACUCAUAUUUAUGUGACCUACUUCCGUGUAAGUUAUUUACUCAUAUUUGUGUGACCUACUUCCGUGUAAGUUAUUUACUCAUAUUAGUGUGACCUACUUCCAUGCAAGUUAUUUACUCAUAUUUGUGUGACCUACUUAAGUGUAAGAUAUAACCUAAUAUCGUGAGACCAGAGCCGCCCCUACGGUUGCUGUCGCCCCGGGCAAGCUUAACCUUGGCGCCCCUUUUAAGUACAAUCAUACAAAAAAAUUAAGGGAAAAAAAAUAAGUUUUAGGCAAUGAGUGUAUUGCCUAGUUAUUUUUUUUUUUUAAAAACAAUGAACAGUAAAAAAAAAUUUCUUAGCUUGUAUUUGGACAGUGUGAACAAUUAGCCUACCAUAGACAUUAUGAACAAUUAGCCUACCAUAGACAGUAUGAACAAUUAGCCUACCAUAGACAGUAUGAGCAAUUAGCCUACCAUAGACAGUAUGAACAAUUAGCCUACCAUAGACAUUAAGAACAAUUAGCCUACCAUAGACAGUAUGAACAAUUAGCCUACCGCGUGCAUUAUGAGUAAUUUGCCUCCCGUGGGCCGUAUGACCAAUGAGCCUACCGUAGGCAGUAUGAACAACUGCCCUAGUUGCCAGUACCUUGAGCCGGCCCUGGGUGAGACCUACGAUUUAACAGUUUUACUUGCAUUAAGUCUUUGUGAUCCCGCACAAUGAUAAUCUAUUACGAUCUUACGAUAAAUACUAUUUUAACAUUAAGGUUUUUAUUUUUUUUAAAGACUGCAUUCUCUAUCGACUUAAAAUUUAAGAUAGAGGUUUAAUAGCCCCAGAUUUAAUUAACCGCUCACUUCCGACCAGACUAACACUAUACAUUUAAAAACACAGAGAUCAUUUGAAUAAAGGAGCUAUCGUCGUUCAUAUUUUUUUUCCAGCCCUUCCAAGAAAAAUUCCCUUCAUUCAUGGCCACGCAGUUGGGAAAGCCCGAAACCGACGAAGAGGUGAAAAUCUGGGAGUUAUUUUCCAAUGUGUUGACAACAAAAGUCAAGAAGUCUGAAAAGCUUCUCAAAAAGCCAAAAGCAUGCGUGCUAGCGUAAGAACUUUGGCGUGCUAGCGUGAGAACUUUGGUGUGCUAGCGUAAGAACUUUGGCGUGCUAGCGGGAGAACUUUGGCGUGCUAGCGGGAGAACUUUGGCGUGCUAGCGUGAUAACUUUGGUGUGCUAGCGUGAGAACUUUGGUGUGCUAGCGUAAGAACUUUGGCAUACUAGCGUGAGAACUUUGGUGUGCUAGCGUAAGAACUUUGGCAUACUAGCGUGAGAACUUUGGUGUGCUAGCGUAAGAACUUUGGCAUACUAGCGUGAGAACUUUGGUGUGCUAGCGUGAGAACUUUGGUGUGCUAGCGUAAGAACUUUGGCCUGCUAGCGUGAGAACUUUGGUGUGCUAGCGUAAGAACUUUGGUCUGCUAGCGUGAGAACUUUGGCGUGCUAGCGUGAGAACUUUGGCGUGCUAGCGUGAGAACAUUGGCGUGCUAGCGUGAGAACUUUUGGCGAUUAGCGAGUUGCUAGUUUUAUUUAAAUGUUGUUCACACUUGCUACAAAUAAACACAGAAUGCGCAAACAAGCCGAAUGCUCAAAAUGUAUACAUCUGCG